Messenger RNA from Lepus europaeus (European hare), 2177 nucleotides. It is a transcript of the gene FBXW5, whose product is annotated as F-box and WD repeat domain containing 5. NCBI's taxonomy places the organism in Eukaryota, Metazoa, Chordata, Mammalia, Lagomorpha, Leporidae. The transcript is spliced from 9 exons. Gene Ontology annotation, cellular component: Cul4-RING E3 ubiquitin ligase complex; SCF ubiquitin ligase complex. The record is from RefSeq and is a predicted model, not a curated record. Bases 87 to 1775 code for a protein of 562 amino acids. Gene Ontology annotation, molecular function: protein binding. Gene Ontology annotation, biological process: protein ubiquitination.
CGGCGGCCGGAGCGGGUCGCGGUGCCGACGCGGGGGCGGCGGAGCCAGGCGGGGGCGGCCGCGGGCCGCCGGGGCAGGAUGUGGCCAUGGAGGAGGCGGGCGCGCCGCUGCUCCCCGACAGCCUGGUCUUCCAGAUCUUCCUGAGCCUGGGCCCGGCCGACGUCCUGGCCGCGGGGCUGGUGUGCCGCCAGUGGCGGGCCGUGGCCCGCGACGAGUUCCUGUGGCGGGAGCAGUUCUACCGCUACUACCAGGUGGCCCGCGACGUGCCGCGGCACCCAGCGGCCACGUCGUGGUACGAGGAGUUCCAGCGGCUGUACGACGCGGUGCCGUGCGUGGAGGUGCAGACGCUGCGGGAGCACACGGACCAGGUGCUGCACCUGAGCUUCGCGCACUCGGGCGGCCAGUUCGCCUCCUGCUCCAAGGACUGCACCGUGAAGAUCUGGAGCAAUGGCCUGGCCAUCUCGCUGCUGCACAGUGCGGACAUGCGGCCCUACAACUGGAGCUACACCCAGUUCUCCCAGUUCAACCAGGACGACUCGCUGCUGCUGGCCUCGGGCGUCUUCCUGGGGCCGCACAACUCCUCCUCGGGCGAGAUCGCCGUCAUUAGCCUAGACACCUUCGCCCUGCUGUCCCGCGUGCGCAACAAGCCCUACGACGUGUUCGGCUGCUGGCUCACGGGCACCAGCCUCAUCUCCGGAAACCUGCACCGCAUCGGCGACAUCACCUCCUGCUCCGUGCUCUGGCUCAACCACGCCUUCCAGGACGUGGAGUCGGAGAACGUGAACGUGGUGAAGCGGCUCUUCAAGAUCCAGAACCUCAACGCCAGCACCAUCCGCACCGUCAUGGUGGCCGACUGCAGCCGCUUCGACAGCCCCGACCUGCUGCUGGACGCCGGCGGCCCGGCCGCGCCCUGCCGCGUCUUCGACCUGGGCGGCGACUCCGACAGCGACUCGGACGGGCCCGGCCCGGCCCCCGCCCCGCCCCGCCCCAGGGGCUCGCGCCGCUUCCCGGACACGCAGGCGCAGCUGUCCGAGCGCGUGCUGGAGACGCGGGUGGCCGAGCUGCUGGCCCAGGGCCACACCAAGCCCCCCGAGCUGGCCCCCGCCGACGCCAGGAACAAGUACCUCAUCUUCACCACGGGCUGCCUCACCUACUCGCCGCACCAGAUCGGCAUCAAGCAGAUCCUGCCGCACCAGAUGACCACGGCCGGCCCCGUGCUGGGCGAGGGCCGCGGCUCCGACGCCUUUUUCGACGCGCUGGACCACGUCAUCGACGUGCACGGACACAUCAUCGGCAUGGGCCUGUCCCCCGACAACAGGUACCUGUACGUCAACAGCCGCGCGUGGCCCCGCGGCUCGGUGGUGGCCGACCCCAUGCAGCCGCCCCCCAUCGCCGAGGAGAUCGACCUGCUGGUGUUCGACCUCAAGACCAUGCGGGAGGUGAAGCGGGCGCUGCGCGCACACCGCGCCUACACGCCCAACGACGAGUGCUUCUUCAUCUUCCUGGACGUCAGCCGGGACUUCGUGGCCAGCGGGGCCGAGGACCGGCACGGCUACAUCUGGGACCGGCACUACAACAUCUGCCUGGCCAAGCUGCGGCACGAGGACGUGGUCAACUCGGUGGUCUUCAGCCCUCGGGAGCAGGAGCUGUUGCUGACCGCCAGCGACGACGCCACCAUCAAGGCCUGGCGCUCGCCGCGCACCGUCCGCCUCCUGCAGGCCCCGCGCCUGCGCCCCCGCCCCUUCUUCUCCUGGUUCGGCUGCCACAGGCGCUGAGGGCCGACCUGGCUGGAGCCGCGGGGACACUGCCGAGGCCCCGUGGGUGGCUCCCCUGUGUGGGGUGGCUUCGCUUGUAGCAGGGAUCCUCAGGAGGGGGUCGGCCCGGCCCCCCCACGCACACGCACAGCCUCACAUGGCCCGCGCUCCACGCCCCGGCCCCACACUGGCCGCGGGGCCAGCAUGGCGUGCACAGGACACUGGAGGCCUCACUCCUCACCCACUCCCUUCCCCGGGCUGCAGGUGCACACGGCCCCAAGCCCGGCCACUCAGGACAGUCCUCACGCCUCGGCCCAGCAGGCCAGGCUCCCGCCCUGGUGACUUGGUUUGUACCGGCGGUGCUGGGGGCCUGGCCACUGGCCACUGGCCACUGGCCCAGGGCUCGGAAUAAACAGUUGGCAA